Molecule: messenger RNA, 1463 nt
Organism: Cyprinodon tularosa
Lineage: Eukaryota; Metazoa; Chordata; Actinopteri; Cyprinodontiformes; Cyprinodontidae
Product: serine/threonine-protein phosphatase 1 regulatory subunit 10-like
Exons: 9
Coding region: 241-1125 (294 amino acids)
Cellular component (GO): nucleus
Source: RefSeq, a predicted model, not a curated record
AAGGUAAGAGAAGUCAGUAACAUUUGGGAAGGGUAAAAAUGUCAGCAAUUUUUAAAUACCAAAGUUUCUGCUGUUCAAAAUACAAUUUCCUAAUGAUAAUGGAGGACGGGGGGUGUUUACCAGUCAGCUGAAAGUUAAUUUGUGUUUUUCUUUCUGUAUUUUUGCAGUUUUGCCUGAGAUUGAACCUUGGCCUAACUUCAAAUAACUCGUAUCGUUGGAAUUUCCAAUAAUAUCAAUAACAUGGCGGAGGAAUCUCUUGACUCCAAGGUGGUUUUGGAACGCAUGGAGUCCCUGCUGGGAAAGGAUGGAGAGCUCCGCAGUCUGGAGGAAGUUCCCCAGAUGUUCAGCUUGAUGAAAGCUUCUACCACGAUGGCCAGCAUGAGUGUCUGCCUCAACGUGCUGCUGCAGACACAAUCUAACGAUAUUCUCCAAAGGUUCAUCAAAGUGGGAGGCUUCCAGCUGCUCUCCUCCUGGCUCACCCACUCUGAAAGCACCAACAACACCCCGCUGCUGCAGCUCAUCCUGCUCACGCUGCAGAAGCUGCCUCUCAAAGUGAAGCACCUCACACAGAACAACGCAGCCAAGUUCGUGAAGCAGCUGAGUAAAAGUGGAGAAACUGAAGAUGUGAGGAAGCUGGCAGGUGCCCUGGUAGAUGGCUGGCUGGCUACCAUCAGCGCCCACUGCGCCUCCAAGCGGAGCAGCAGUAACUCGCCUGGUGAUAAAAAGAGGAAACAAGGGCUGGAGAUGGAGGAUACCAACCCUACCCCUCCUAAAAAGAAGACCCCUGCACCUCAGCUGGGGGAGAAAUCCAUCCUAAAGUGGCCGCAGCUGAAGAGGCCGAGCUCCGGCCCCUCAGACGAUGCACCUCCAGAGAAAAAGCACAAACCUCUAAAUACUCCCUGGAGCUCCAACGAAGGCAUCGAAGCCGAGAUAACUCCAGCCCAACCGGAGGAGCCCAACACGCCCACAAACAACGGCAAGAAGAAAAAAAAGGUCCAGUGGGCUGAGGAGGAGCAGCUCACACAAUUCUUCUAUUUUGAAUUGGAUAGAACAGAGAGAGGUGAGGGAUUUAGAUGGAGAUUUCAAUAUCAUGUGGUCUUAGGAAAUUGGAUAGACAUCCCUUAAAACCCACAGAUAAAGAAAAUAAUCGUAGCAAAUUUUUGCACUAGACUAAAUUUGGUUGGCAUAUGGAGAUACUGUAAUCCAUGUGAGAAAAAAUACACAUGGAGCAACAAAAAUCUGCCUUACUGCUCUCGCAUUGCUUUUUGGCUGAUCACAAACGAUUUAAUUCAACAAGUUACAGAAGUAAUAAUUUGUCCUACAAUAAUAAAUGAUCACAAAACAAUUCUUCUAAAAUUAGAUUUUCCACAGAAUAAAAAUAAAAAGUCUUUCAACUAUUGGAAAGUUUAAAUUGCUUAACGAAUCAACUGGAUUAAAGGUUCCUUAAUUGUCCAAACAGCGUG